This is a messenger RNA of Alligator sinensis (Chinese alligator), 4299 nucleotides long. RefSeq names its product RAB3 GTPase activating non-catalytic protein subunit 2 (gene RAB3GAP2). The transcript has 35 exons. The coding region runs from base 378 to 4265 and encodes 1295 amino acids. NCBI's taxonomy places the organism in Eukaryota, Metazoa, Chordata, Crocodylia, Alligatoridae. The record is from RefSeq and is a predicted model, not a curated record. Gene Ontology annotation, biological process: regulation of GTPase activity.
GCAAGUCAUCAAAUUGGGAAGAUGAUGGCUGGGGAGCCUGGGAUGAAGCGGAAACACAAGAACCAAUGUGAUUGGGGGCAAGGACAUCAUUGCCAGAACUUGCAAAGGGUGAAAGCUGAUGUCAUUGCUUGUCUUGUCACCUGAACAAGAUCUGAAUUCUGUACCAAAGAAAUAACAAGGCAAACUAACAGUUCCGCAGCUAUCUGUAGGCCGAGUGAAUGAUACCAUGGUCCAAACCAGCCACUUCUGUUCAAGUCUGGAUGAAAACUAAGGAGUAAAAUAACUGAAAAUAGGGAGAAGAAGAGUCCACUUGCAAGACACAGACGAGUUAUUGGCUUCAGGACUGUGUAUUAUCGUUGUCACCCACAAAUGAUCUGAUGGUAAUAGCUCGUGAGCAGAAAGCUGUUUUUUUAGUGCCGAAAUGGAAAUACAGUGACAAGGGAAAGGAGGAAAUGCAAUAUGCUGUUGGCUGGAGUGGCUCUCUGAAUGUUGAAGAAGGAGAAUGUGUAAGUAGUGCCUUGUGCAUUCCAUUGGCAAGUCAAAAGAGGAGCUCCACGGGCCGUCCUGAUUGGACUUGCAUUGUGGUAGGCUUCACUUCUGGCUACGUUCGUUUCUACACUGAGAAUGGAGUGUUACUUCUUGCACAGCUUUUAAAUGAAGAUCCUGUCCUGCAGCUUAAGUGCAGAACGUAUGAAAUUCCCAGGCAUCCUGGAGUCACAGAACAGAACGAAGAACUGAGUAUCCUGUAUCCAGCUGCAAUUGUAACUAUUGAUGGUUUCAGCCUCUUCCAGUCCCUUCGUGCUUGUCGUAAUCAGGUGGCAAGAGCGGCAGCAUCAGGCAAUGAGAACGUUCAGCCCCCACCAUUAGCUUAUAAGAAGUGGGGCUUGCAGGAUGUGGAUGCUAUUAUUGACCAUGCAAGUGUUGGUAUCAUGACUUUGUCUCCCUUUGAUCAAAUGAAGACUGCAUCCAAUAUAGGUGGAUAUAAUGCAGCUAUAAAGAAUAGUCCACCAGCUAUGUCUCAGUACAUCACUGUUGGGUCCAAUCCUUUCACUGGUUUCUUUUUUGCCUUGGAGGGUAGCACACAGCCACUAUUAUCUCAUGUUGCACUAGCAGUUGCUAGUAAACUGACUUCAGCACUAUUCAGUGCUGCCAGUGGCUGGCUUGGUUGGAAGAGCAAGCAUGAAGAAGAACCUGUGCAAAAACAGAAACCCAAAGUUGAACCUGCUACCCCAUUAGCAGUGAGGUUUGGACUUCCAGAUUCCCGACGCCACGGUGAAAGCAUAUGUCUUUCUCCAUGUAACACAUUGGCCGCAGUAACGGAUGACUUUGGAAGAGUUAUUUUACUGGAUGUUACAAGAGGACUUGCAGUUCGUAUGUGGAAAGGCUACCGUGAUGCACAGAUUGGCUGGAUACAGACAGUAGAGGACCUUCAUGAACGAGAGACUGAAAAGUUGGAUUUUUCUCCCUUUGGGAAUGCUCAAGGUCCAAGUAGAGUGGCACAGUUUCUUGUAAUCUAUGCUCCAAGGAGAGGUAUCCUGGAAGUGUGGAGUACUCAGCAAGGACCCCGAGUUGGUGCCUUUAAUGUUGGGAAACAUUGUCGGUUGCUGUACCCUGGGUAUAAAAUAAUGGGUUUAAACAAUGUGACCAGUCAGGGUUGGCAGCCUCAGACUUACCAGAUCUGUCUUGUCGACCCAGUAUCUGGAAGUAUGAAAACUAUUCAUGUACCUUUCCAUUUAGCACUCAGUGAUAAAAAGAGUGAGCGAGCAAAGGAUAUGCAUCUAGUGAAGAAAAUAAGCGCUUUACUCAAAGCUAAAACCACAAAUCUGGAGUUGAUUGAAGCUGAAGCAAAGGAAUUAAUUCUUGAUAUCAAAUACCCAGCUACAAAAAAACAGGCUUUAGAAAAAAUACUGGCAAGUGAACGUGUGCCAUUCUCAUCUCUCACAAACAUUACCCAGACAUUGAUGGACACCUUAAAAAAUCAAGAACUUGAGUCUGUGGAUGAAGGCUUGCUGCAGUUUUGCUCAAACAAGUUAAAACUCCUUCAUCUUUAUGAGUCGGUCAGCAAACUGAAUUCUCUGAGUCUGCAGUCAGAGACUCCGAUUUCUGAUAACGACUUGGCUAAAUUACUCAGGCUAGAUGAAAAAGAGUUUGUUAGGUUCCAGACAUUAUUGGAAAACUACAAACAAGAGAACACCCAACCAACUGUUCGAUUUGCUGAGGAUAAAGAUAGCGUGUUGUCUGUAAAAAUGUUCUUGGAGUAUUUAGAAUAUGAAAAGGACAUGAUUAACGUGAAGAAGCUGGAUGAAGGAGAGUAUGUGGCUUUAGGUAGCUUGUUUUUCUGGAAAUGUUUGCAUGGAGAGAGUUCUACAAAGGAAAUGUGCCAUACACUGGAAUCAGCAGGAUUUAGUCCUCAGGUUUUGCUGUCUCUGCUACUCACUUUGUGGCUUUCCAAGGAAAAGGAUAUUCUAGAUCAACCGCAGUCUGUCUGGUGCCUUCACACUAUGUUGUCCCUUUUGAGCAAAAUGAAAGUUGCUAUAGAUGAGUCAUGGGAUUCUCAGUCAAUUUCCCCCUGGUGGCAGCAAAUGCGCACAGCUUGUAUUCAGUCUGAAAAUAAUGGAGCUGCCUUAUUAUCUGCACACGUUGGGCAUGCUGUAACUGCACAGAUAACUGACAGUGUGGCAGAGAAAAAAUUUUCCCAAACAAUUGUAGGCACUGACACAGACUCUUGGGAAGCACUUUCUCUUGAUACAGAAUAUUGGAAACUUCUUCUGAAGCAAUUAGAAGAUUGUCUGAUACUUCAGAUGCUAUUGAACAGUAAAGUGAGCAAGAGGACAACCAAAGUUUCCUCUCUACAGACUGAGCCACUCUGUAGACUCUCUGUAAAGAAGCUGCUUGAAGGCGGGAAAGGAGGUAUUGCUGACACUGUAGCAAAAUGGGUCUUUAAACAAGACCUCAGUUUCAACGUACUGGAGCUAGCCCGGAAAAAAGACAAAGAAAGUUCAGAAGAACCUGUAGAAAAUGACAGUACUGUUUCACUGGGGGAGUCAGAAGCAGAGACGGGCUUGGAAACUAUCCUCAAGUUGUUGCAAUUGGCCUAUCAGCAGUUUCCUUGUAGCCUUGAAUCAGAUGUGUUAUAUGCACACUGUUGUUGGGAGUAUAUAGUUCAAUGGAAUAAAGACCCAGAGGAAGCACGUUUUCUCAUUAGGUCUAUAGAUCACCUCAGCUGUAUUGUUAAUUCUCAUGUGCAGCAUGGUAUUGCCCUAAUGAUGUGGAAUACGUUCAUGGUCAAAAGGCUUUCUGCUGCUACAUACCUAAUGGACAAGGUUGGAAAAGCUCCAAAGGACAGAUUAUGCAGAAGGGAUGUAGGUAUGGGUGACACUGCAAUGACAUCUUUUCUGGGUUCUUGUUCAGAUCUUCUUCAAAUCUUAAUGGAGGCUGAUAUUAGAAGCGAUGAAAUGCAUGCUCCGAUACUGGAUACAGAAGAUGCCUGGGUGUCUGUAGAAGGACCUGUUUCAAUAAUAGAGCUAGCUCUUGAGCAGAAACGCAUCCACUACCCACUUGUCGAACAUCAUUCCAUAUUGUGUACCAUCUUGUAUGGAAUCAUGAGAUUUUCUCUGAAGAGCAUGAAGCCCCUCUCCCUCUUUGACAGUAAGGGCAAAAAUGCAUUUUUCAAGGAUCUUUCUUCAAUUCAGUUGCUGCCCAGUGGAGAUAUGGAUCCAAAUAUUUUAUCCAUACGACAACAACUCUUAAGGAAAAUUGUGACUGCAGCGGUACAUUGUUCAUCACAAAAGGCCAAAGGAAUCUCAGAAGAGAUGUCACUUUCUGCUGAAAGAGAGAAGGACUGGCCAGUUUUGGCUGUGGGGUUGGCUCAACCUCUUCAGGUCAAUGAAGAUGUAAUUAGACGGCAUUAUGUGUAUGAAUUGUAUAAUUAUGGAAUGGAUCAUCUUGGAGAAGAGGCCACUCUUCAAGUGCAUGACAAAGAAGUGCUUGCAUCACAACUACUUGUGCUGACAGGUCAGAGACUGGCCUAUGCUCUGCUACACACUCAGACGAAAGAAGGAAUGGAGCUGUUGGCCAGACUUCCUCCAACACUCUGUACUUGGCUUAAAGCUAUGGACCCCCAGGACCUUCAAAAUGUAGAAGUACCAAUUGCAACAACAGCUAAACUGGUAGAUAAAGUGAUAGAGAACUUGCCAGAAAACCAUGGGCAAUACAGUCUGGCCUUGAAUCUGAUAGAGGCAGUGGAAGCAAUCUCUUCAUCAUGAUCUUCACUACUUUUAGAAAGGAUGUAUUGUAGGA